This is a messenger RNA of Scomber scombrus (Atlantic mackerel), 801 nucleotides long. RefSeq names its product prolactin-like. Gene Ontology annotation, biological process: response to nutrient levels; positive regulation of receptor signaling pathway via JAK-STAT. Gene Ontology annotation, cellular component: extracellular region. The transcript has 5 exons. Gene Ontology annotation, molecular function: hormone activity. The coding region runs from base 1 to 687 and encodes 228 amino acids. The record is from RefSeq and is a predicted model, not a curated record. Lineage: Eukaryota; Metazoa; Chordata; Actinopteri; Scombriformes; Scombridae.
AUGCCUGGAAACAUCAGAUCAGUGCCUGUUGUGUGGGUGGUGUUGGUCUGUCUGUUGUUCUGCAGCAGACUAACCAGUGUAGAUGCAGCACCAAUCUGUACCAAUGCCCAAGCUGUGUGCCAUGUCCUUUCCCUGGCCAACCUAUUUGACCGGGUCAUCCAACACUCAGCCAGGAUGCAUGGCAUUUCAAAUGACCUUCACUCCGAAUUUGAGCAGUACUUCCUGCCCAGUAAGAAUCAAAUCGGCCGGGUCAGUCGCAACUGUCACACCUCCACCAUCCUUACUCCAAAUGGCAAGGAGAAUGCUCAGAGAAUGGCGAGAGAGGAGCUGACUGAGGUGAUUCUGAGGCUCCUCUUGGCUUGGAGGGAUCCUCUUUGGCAUUUCCACCAGAGCAUGACUCACCACGACUUCAACAACUUCAGUUCCAAUAAAGCUCUUGAGAUGAGUGACAUGGUGCAUGAACUACGAAAAGGCGUAGAGAAAGUGGCUGAGAAGAUGCAGAUGCUGGGAAUAAGUAACUCUGUCAGCAGCCUGGCUUCUCCUGAGGCUUUAUUGCCAUCUGACAGUGCUGAGUGGCGGCAGAUGAAAGACUAUGACCUCCUCUACUGCUUUCGCAGAGACUCCAACAAGGUCCAGAACUACCUGAAGAUUCUUAAGUGUCGCAUUGUUCCAGAGCAUGGAUGCUAAAGGGAGCCUGUCUUGAGCUUCCAGAAAUAAACACAUUGGAAUGGAAAUGGUUUAGUUAGAAACAUGGAUAAAGCUGUAGUUUUUGUUGUGUUUUCUAUCUGCAGGGUAUGGGAU